GCGAUAUGACGUCACGUUGCCGUAGAAACACGAGCGCGUCGGCGCUCUCGGCUAGCUAAAGGCUAACUGUUGACAAGCUGUCGCGCGGCAUGUCUGUAGCUUCGCAGCGUUCAUUUCCUUCAACGCUCCGAUGCGAACGAGUUGACUGGUCGUCGAACCAGUUGACGACACGUCUUGUCCCCCGCCAGUGUGCUCUGAUUGUCGGCUGAAAGACGAGCCAGUGUCGCUUCGUGGUCCGAGUCGUGCUAACAGGUGCUAACAGGUGCUAACAAUAAAGUCUACAGACAGCAAGAGAGGAUGGAGGCAGUGGAGCAGCUGAGGAAGCAGCUGGACGAUGAAGACCUGAACCCUGAGCAGAGAGUCGACCUGCUCUGCAGCAGCGUUAACGCGGCUCUGAACAUGGCAGCGCUGCAGAGUGACAGCAGUGCGUUGACUCGAGUCAAGUCUCAGUUGUAUCACAGCGGCAUCCUGAGUCACUGCGUCCUCGUCCUCGCUCCAGAUUCCAGAAGGCCAAGGGGCAACUGGGCCGCCGCCGCCACACUCGCCCAGCUCACCAGCUCCUGCUGUGUCGGGUUGGACCCUGGUAAACAGUCGAAGGCCUUUCACAGGCUCUUCCUGCCGCAAGUCGUGGACGGCCUCCUCGGAUUGGCCGGUCAGCUGAUGAGGCGAGCGCAGUCUUUGUCUAUGUUCAGGAAGGUGAUGGAUUCCGUCGGCUGGUUGCUCAGAGCUCACACUCGUCUCACCGCUCAGGUCCUCAGCUCUGUCCACUACGAGCAGAUCCAGAUGUGUGACGAUGUGAACGUGUCGCUGCUCUGUGUCCAGAUGUGGAUCCAAACUUGCACAGCUGGAAGGGACUUCCUGUCCAGCCUGAGUGACGACUCCAUCCUGUUGCUGCUCAACGAGGUCGUUGGCCUAUUGGCCAUCAGCUCCGACGCGGCGGUGAGCGGGGCCUCCGUCAGACUCAUUCUCCUCAUGGCCAAUCAGCUGGAGCAUCGGCUCCAGCCCCUCCUCCUCAGCUUCCGAGGCCUAGACAACCUGCUGGACAAAGACUGGAGGGGGCGGGGCUUUGACCAGGAUGUGGAUCAGCUGAUUACACUCAUCCGAUCAGACAGAGGCAUGACGAGUCCCUCUCAGGUGAGCACUGAGCGAAUGCGGGCGGCGUGUGUGAUCCAGGCGGCGUGGAGAUCGUAUCAGACCCGACGCAGAGUGAAGAGUCUGAGCAGAGCCGUCGGAUCACUGCAGAGGAGAUACAGGGCUCGUCGGAGGCAGCAGCAGCAACAGAAGGAGGCUCAGCAGUGGGAAGAGGAACUAAAGUACCAGGUGUGUGUGCGACGUCUUCAGGCGAGGAGGGCCUUCCACCAAAAACAGCGACAGCUGCUGCAGUUACUUCCUCCUGACCAGGUGCAGUCGUACCUGCAGGAGUGCGAGCAGCGUGCGGCUGUGGUGAUCCAGAGCUUCUGGAGAGGCUUCGCAGAGCGACGACGCUACAACAGCUCACAAAGAGACACACUGAGGCAGCAGCGAGCCGCCAGGACACUGCAGAGAGCGGUGCGUCGCUUUCUGCAGAAAAGAAGUGUGGCGAAAGCCCUGCCAAUCACACCUUUCUGGAUUGGUCAGAGAGGUUUGACGGACAACAGGAGGGUGGAGCUGAAGGCGCAGGUGGAGGAUUACAUUGCGGUGCAUCCUUCGUCCCGUGUGUCUUCAGCAGAGUGCCAGCGUCUCCAUGAGGAGGUGCAGCUGCUGCUGCUGUCGGAGCUGCAGAGAGGAGGUCAGAGGAGGAGGGAGGAGCAGAGGAGGGAAGCUCUGCUGGCUCACACACACACUCAGCUGGAGCUGCUCAGAGAUGCCCCGCCCCUCUCCGUCGUCACAGCAACAGUCGCGGACUCCUUCCUGAGCCCCUCGGGUCCCUACGCCGCCCGUGCCCGGGAUGCCCACAAUGCCGUGCUGCAGGCGAGCCGGCUGCCCUGGUGGAGGACGCUGGGGGAGCCGGCGGACGCGCUCUGCCCUGCCCAACUGCAGGAGCUGGAGGCGGAGUUUGGAGGACUGUUUGUCGGAGGGUCAGCGAAGGUGGACCGACCUUUGACCUGAAGACAGAGUCGGAGACAAGCUGCAGACUCAGGUUCAUCACACACAGGUGUAAUAAGACUCUGCUGCCAUCUAGUGUCGAAGCACAUAACUGGCUGAAACAUUCAAACACCUGCUUCAUGAUCAGGGUUUUACAGUUUCAAUUUAUUUCUCACCAAUAAAUGACAAGAUUAAAAUGUUCUAUUAGAAUAA
Messenger RNA from Scophthalmus maximus (turbot), 2277 nucleotides. RefSeq names its product IQ calmodulin-binding motif-containing protein 1-like. NCBI's taxonomy places the organism in Eukaryota, Metazoa, Chordata, Actinopteri, Pleuronectiformes, Scophthalmidae. Gene Ontology annotation, molecular function: calmodulin binding. The record is from RefSeq and is a predicted model, not a curated record. The transcript has 15 exons. Gene Ontology annotation, cellular component: cilium. The coding region runs from base 298 to 2088 and encodes 596 amino acids. Gene Ontology annotation, biological process: cilium assembly.